Myotis myotis is the source of this 2399-nucleotide messenger RNA. RefSeq names its product regulator of MON1-CCZ1 (gene RMC1). Gene Ontology annotation, molecular function: protein binding. Gene Ontology annotation, biological process: regulation of autophagy. NCBI's taxonomy places the organism in Eukaryota, Metazoa, Chordata, Mammalia, Chiroptera, Vespertilionidae. Bases 195 to 2288 code for a protein of 697 amino acids. Gene Ontology annotation, cellular component: late endosome membrane; Mon1-Ccz1 complex; lysosomal membrane. The transcript has 19 exons. The record is from RefSeq and is a predicted model, not a curated record.
GUCGGGCGGCCGUCGCCGGCUUAAACGCCAGGGCCGAGGGUCACGUGGGCGGGCGUGGGGGCGUGGCACCCGGAAGCGGCCUCCGGAUCGCCCCGCCGCCGCCCGGCCGGACCCGGUGCCCUCCUGGGUGCCGCUCGCCCUGCCCCGCGCUGGCUGCCGCCCCCGCGCCCCCCGGCCCCCCGGCGCCGCCCGCCAUGGGCGAGGAGGACUACUACCUGGAGCUGUGCGAGCGGCCGGUGCACUUCGAGAAGGCGAACCCCGUCAACUGCGUCUUCUUCGACGAGGCCAACAAACAGGUGUUCGCGGUGCGAUCUGGCGGAGCCACGGGGGUGGUGGUGAAAGGCCCGGAUGACCGGAACCCCAUCUCCUUCAGAAUGGAAGACAAAGGAGAAGUGAAAUGCAUUAAGUUUUCCUUAGAAAACAAGAUACUAGCUGUCCAGAGGACCUCAAAGGCUGUGGAGUUUUCUAAUUUUAUCCCGGAUAGUUCUCAGUUAGAAUACACUCAAGAGUGCAAGACCAAGAAUGCCAGCAUACUAGGGUUCUGCUGGACCAGUUCCACGGAGAUCGUCUUCAUCACAGACCAGGGAAUCGAGUUUUACCAGGUAUCUGUGCGUCACUGCUGCUGGAGGAAGGUCUGCAGGAGCAGCUUGGCGGUGUUGCCGGAGAAGCGGAGCCUGAAGCUCCUGAAGAGCCAGAGCCUGAACGUGAACUGGUACCUGCACUGCCCCGAGAGCUCCGUCAUCCUGCUCUCCACCACCGUCCUGGGCAGCGUGCUGCAGCCCUUCCACUUCCGGGCUGGCACCAUGACAAAGCUGCCCAAGUUUGAGAUUGAGUUACCAGCGGCGCCCAAGUCCACUAAACUGAGCCUUUCUGAGAGAGACAUUGCCAUGGCAACCAUCUACGGGCAGCUGUACGUCCUCUUCCUGCGGCACCACUCGCGGGCCUCCAGCAGCGCGGGAGCCGAGGUGGUGCUGUAUCAUCUGCCCCGAGAAGGCGCCUGUAAGAAGACGCACAUCCUGAAGUUGGGCCGCACGGGGAAGUUCGCCCUGAACGUGGUGGACAACCUGGUGGUCGUGCACCAUCAGGACACGGAGACAUCAGUAAUAUUUGACAUCAAGUUACGGGGAGAGUUUGAUGGCACCGUUACCUUCCAUCACCCCGUGCUUCCUGCUCGAUCCAUUCAGCCCUAUCAGAUCCCCGUGGCAGGUCCCGCUCCUGUGACCAGCCAGUCUCCGGUCCCGUGUAAGCUCUACUCCUCGUCCUGGAUCGUCUUUCAGCCGGACAUCAUCAUCAGCGCAAGCCAAGGUUACCUCUGGAACCUGCAGGUGAAGCUGCAGCCCAUCGUCAACCUCCUGCCAGACAAAGGACGCCUGAUGGACUUUCUCCUCCAGAGAAAGGAGUGCAAGAUGGUCAUCCUGGCCGUCUGCUCCCAGAUGCUGAGUGGGUCAGACAGAGCGGCCCUGCCCGUGGUAGCCACUGUCUUCGACAAGCUCAACCAGGAGUACAAGAGGUACCUGGACGCCGAGCAGAGCUACGCGGUGGCGGCGGAAGCUGGGCAGAGCCGGUGCAGCCCGCUCCUCCGCAGGCCGGUGCGGACCCAGGCCGUGAUCGACCAGUCCGACAUGUACACCCACGUGCUGUCGGCACUGACGGAGAAGAAGGAGACGCCCCCCAAGUUUGUGAUCGCCGUGCUGAUGGAGUACAUUCGCUCGCUCAACCAGUUCCAGGUUCCAGUGCAGCACUACCUGCACGAGCUCGUCAUCAAGACGCUGGUCCAGCACAACCUGUUCUACACGCUGCACCAGCUCCUGCAGUACCACGUGCUCAGCGACUCCAAGCCUCUGGCGUGUCUGCUGUUAUCCCUGGAGAGCUUCUACCCUCCUGCUCACCAGCUGUCGCUGGAUAUGUUGAAGGUAAGGUGCGUUCAUGUUUCUGGGGCGUACGCGUCUGCUGUGCUGGCACUCACUUGGGCUUCUCUCCAGCGCCUCUCCACCGCGAACGAUGAGAUCGUGGAAGUCCUGCUGUCCAAGCACCAGGUGCUGGCCGCCUUGCGGUUCCUCCGGGGCGUGGGGGGCCACGACAGCGUCUCUGCACGCAAGUUCCUGGAUGCUGCGAAGCAGACCGAAGACCGCAUGCUCUUCUACACCAUCUUCCGCUUCUUCGAGCAGCGGAACCAGCGCUUACGGGGGAACCCCAGUUUCACCCCAGGAGAACACUGCGAAGAACACGUGGCUUUUUUCAAACAGGUUUUUGGAGACCAUGCUCUCAUGAGGCCUACGACGCUCUGAAAUCACACGCUCGUUUUUAUAUAUAAAAAUAUGUAUAAAGUUAAUUUAUUGCAUUAAUAAAGCUCUUUAAACUACAAAAUACUAUAAUAAAGUACCUGCAACAUCCUCAAA